AUGGUCUCUAAGUACCCACGAUCUGUGCGGGGCUGCCUGCCCCUCUGGACCUUAACGCUGGAGGUGGCUCUCAUCCUCAUCUUCUUCUUAUUCACCUCCUAUGACACUUCCUUAAAGAAAGAGAAGAAGAUCAUUGGGGCCUAUCGAGUCUUCCAGGACAUUACAGUCAUGGUGGCCCUGGGCUUGGGCUUCCUCUCCUCGUCCUUGCGGAGACUUGGCUGGAGUGGCGUGGCCUUCAACCUCUUCCUGCUGGCGCUUGGGGUGCAGUGGGCAGUCCUGCUAGAUGGCUUCCUGAAACCGUCCUUCCUCAGGCACCAUGAGGUUGUCAUCAGUCUGUCCAGUAUUCAGCUGGCUACCAUGAGCGCUAUGUCCGUGCUGAUCUCAGUGGGAGCCGUCCUGGGGAAGGCCAACCUGGCACAGCUGGUGGCGAUGACACUGAUAGAGGUGACAGCCUUUGGCAUCCUGAGGAUGGCCAACAGGAAGUUCCACAAUAUGGACAGCCACACAAGCAUGAUGCACAUCCACGUGUUUGCAGCCUAUUUUGGGCUGACUGUGUCCUGGUGUCUCUCAAAGUCUUUGCCUAAGGGAGCAAAGGAGAAAGAUCAGACAACAAUCAACUCCAGUUUGUUUGCUAUGCUGGGGACCCUCUUCUUGUGGAUGUUCUGGCCAAAUUUCAACUCUGCUCUGGUGGAGAUUCCAAGCGAAAGGAAGAAUGCCAUAUUCAAUACCUACUAUGCUCUUGCGGUGAGUGCAGUGACGGCGAUCUCGGUGUCGGCCUUGGCAAACCACCGUGGGAAGAUCGACAUGACUCAUAUCCACAAUGCGGUGCUGGCAGGAGGUGUGGUUGUGAGUGCCUCUGGUCACCUGAUCUCUUCUCCUUGGCUCGCCAUGGUGCUGGGCCUUAUGGCUGGGCUCGUCUCCAUCGGGGGAGCCAAGUGCCUGCCGGUGUGUUUUAACCAGGUACUGGGCAUCCACGAUACCUGCGGCAUGCACUACACCUUCGGCCUGCCGGGACUGCUCGGAGGGAUCGCCUACAUUGUACUGAUGAUGCUUCAGGUCAACUGGACCAAGAAUCUCAUGGUCGGCUACCAGGUGCUCAUCGACACCGGGGCACUCAGCAUGGCUGUGGCUGUGGGUCUGGUAUCUGGUCUUCUGACAGUUUCCUCAUUUGGCUGUUGGAUUUUAAGCAAAAGCAUCCAAGAAAAACAAGGUCUGUUUGAAAACAGGACAACUUCCCUCCACUGCUGCCCACCUUGUUUUGUGUGUGACAAACACUCGUUACAGCAAAGCCUCCUUUCCUACCAUGAAACAAACAAGGUCAGCGAUAGAUCUGAUAUUAAAAAACAAAAGACUAAAAAUUUAAGUGGUAAUUUCAUAAUAGAUUUGAAUAAAUAUAUUUGGUUUCAUUAAAGAUGAUGCUAUCAACAUUUUCUUGGGUACAGACACAUAAUUAAGGUUUUGGUUCAAUUUUAUUGACAAUUCUUAGAUCUAUUCUCAUGCUAAUAAAGAGUACUACCCAGUUAACUUGUCUACAUCAGCAGAGCAGAUGAUGUAAAAUUGGGAAAACUUAAGAACUCAAGUACAGUUAGUCCUGUAAUGCUGAAGUGCUUUUAUUCCAACAUUUUCAUAAGGUAGUUCUUAUUCCCUGGUCACCUUCUGAAUUGAACUGUGAGGAAAAACAUCAUGGUCCAUUGUGGAGAUACGCUAUGUCAAGGUUAAAAAACAAGUUCCCUGACCUUGGCGAAAUCAUUUAAAUUUCCCCAGUCUGGGUUCCCUCACCUGUAAGAAGAGAAGGUGGACUUGAACCUCCAACAUACCCUCUAAUUCUCUAAAACUUGCCCAAAGUGAUUUGCUGUGGGAGGGUAGCAACACAGCCAUUCUUUGGGUAGUGUCUCGACGACCAGGCAAUGUUCCAAAUAUACAUACUGGGAGAUAAUGGCUUACUCGGAAAGAGUACCAGAAAUCAUUUAAAAGGUACUUUGUGUUUAAUGAAUGGCUAACUGUAGAAUAUUUAA
Molecule: messenger RNA, 2015 nt
Organism: Manis javanica (Malayan pangolin)
Lineage: Eukaryota; Metazoa; Chordata; Mammalia; Pholidota; Manidae
Product: RH-like protein
Biological process (GO): ammonium homeostasis; ammonium transmembrane transport
Cellular component (GO): plasma membrane
Molecular function (GO): ammonium channel activity
Source: RefSeq, a predicted model, not a curated record